GCACAAAACCACCAGAAGAUCACAAUGGAGCACCACACCUCCUUCUGGUUCCGCCAACCCAUCUUCUAUCCCAAACCUAAUCCAAUGUCUGAGGUCCGGGACCACAUCCCGAACCAGAACGACGUGUCCUUAUCACUGGCGAGCCACGUCAUCGCCACCCACGCCAGGGACAAAAACCUCGUGCUCUCGCCCCUGUCCAUCAACGUCGUACUGGGCAUGAUUGCAUCCGGGUCGAGCGGCCCGACCCGAGACCAGAUGCUCGGCUUUCUCAAGUCCGAGUCCGUCGAAGAACUCAAUUCCCUCUCGGCAAAGCUCGUGGCUCACCUGUUCACCGACGGUGGGCCGCUCGGUGGGCCCAGUUUGUCCGCCGCUAACGGCGUUUGGAUUGAUCAACGUCUCCGCUUCAAGCCCGCUUUCGGAGAAAUUAUCCGGAAUUCUUACAAGGCUGCUUCUAAUCAUGCUGAUUUUCAAUAUAAGGCUGAAGAAGUGAGAAAAGAAGUGAAUGCAUGGGCCGAAAACGAAACAAACGGCCUCGUGAAAGAAAUACUCGAACCCGGUUCAGUCAACGAUUUGACUCAGCUUAUCUUCGCGAAUGCAAUCUAUUUCAAAGGAGCUUGGUUACACGAACUCGAAGCAAUACGUACUAAAGAGGCCGAUUUUUUCCUCUCAAACGGAAGCUCAAUCAAAUCACCCUUCAUGACAUCCACCCUCAAGAAAAGGCAAUGCAUUCGCGAAUUCGACGGUUUCAAAGUUUUGGGGCUACCCUACAAACAAGGCGAAGACCGCAACCGUAAAUUCUCAAUGUAUUUCUUCCUUCCAGAUGCCAGAGACGGACUCCCGGCUUUGCUAGAGAGAGUCGGGUCCGAAUCAAGAUUCAUCGAAAACCACGUCCCGCAUGAAGCGGUGUUGGUUGGUCGAUUUCUAAUCCCGAAAUUCAAAAUAGGUUUCGACUUCGAGGCUUCGAAAGUUCUCAAGGGACUUGGGGUGGUGCUCCCUUUUCGCAUGGGUGGUCUGACGGAGAUGAUUGACUUUGGCGGGGAGUUUCUAGAGGUUUCGAAAAUAUUCCACAAGUCGUUCAUCGAAGUGAACGAGCGAGGCACGGAAGCUGCAGCAGCUACGGUUGCUUUAAUGGGGUUCGGUUGUAGUCGUGUGAUUGAGAAGACGGUGGAUUUUGUGGCUGAUCAUCCUUUCUUAUUUGUUGUAAGAGAAGAUAUUAGUGGUGCGGUUCUCUUCAUUGGCCAGCUACUUAAUCCCCUUGCUGAGUAAUUUGCAUGAUUAGUAGAGUAUGUUCCAAGGCAAUUAUUUUCUUCAUAAAAUAAAGGUUUAUUUUAGUUUUU
This is a messenger RNA of Erythranthe guttata (spotted monkey flower), 1337 nucleotides long. RefSeq names its product serpin-ZX. Gene Ontology annotation, molecular function: serine-type endopeptidase inhibitor activity. The record is from RefSeq and is a predicted model, not a curated record. NCBI's taxonomy places the organism in Eukaryota, Viridiplantae, Streptophyta, Magnoliopsida, Lamiales, Phrymaceae.